Molecule: messenger RNA, 663 nt
Organism: Pestalotiopsis fici W106-1
Lineage: Eukaryota; Fungi; Ascomycota; Sordariomycetes; Amphisphaeriales; Sporocadaceae
Exons: 2
Coding region: 1-663 (220 amino acids)
Biological process (GO): protein folding
Cellular component (GO): endoplasmic reticulum
Molecular function (GO): protein disulfide isomerase activity
Source: RefSeq, a predicted model, not a curated record
AUGAGACUCACAUUCGUCGCCGCGCUUUGCCUUAGUGGCACUUCUGCCCUGGCCGCUACUGUGCAAUCAAUCAAUGCAGAGGUCGAGAAAGUCAAACACAACGACUGGCCUAGCGCCACAUAUGACACCGAGCCCAUCACCUAUUUUGAUGGCAAGCAAGUUCCUGCAUUACCACAGAUAACCGACGAAGCCGAGUUUAGUCAGACAAAGUAUCUGGUGGGAUCCGAAAGCCCGUAUUGUCCCCAUUGCAUAAACUUCAAGCCGACCUACCAGACCUUGUACGAAUACUACUACACAUCAAAUGUCCCAGUAAACAACAAUACAAUUCCGCCGACGUUCGAGGAGUAUUACGGGCUCAAAUUCUACACAAUCAACUGUAUCUACAAAAACGACAUCUGCAGAAAGCAAGGCAUCACAGCUUAUCCCACGACCAUUUUGUACAAGAAUGGCGAGCCUCUUGCUUCUCUCCGAGGUACCAAGCAAAUGAACCAAGUCGCCGACAUGAUUGAGAAUGCGCUUGAGUCGGAGAAUCCGGGAAUCCGACCCCUCCACCCCCUUCUCCCUGCUCCCGGUGCUACUUCGCGUCCUGUUCCCCAGAACGUGCCGCAGGACAAGGUGCCCACGGAUGAGAGUCAGAAGCCAUUGAAUGCAGGGGGGAAAUAG